This is a messenger RNA of Epinephelus moara (kelp grouper), 2528 nucleotides long. It is a transcript of the gene rnf114, whose product is annotated as ring finger protein 114. Gene Ontology annotation, molecular function: ubiquitin protein ligase activity; metal ion binding. Gene Ontology annotation, biological process: ubiquitin-dependent protein catabolic process; protein polyubiquitination. Lineage: Eukaryota; Metazoa; Chordata; Actinopteri; Perciformes; Serranidae. The record is from RefSeq and is a predicted model, not a curated record. The transcript has 6 exons. The coding region runs from base 48 to 731 and encodes 227 amino acids.
UCAUUACGAGGACGGUUGGUGGGGGACUGACUCAGUGAAGAAAAGAAAUGGCGAUGCUCGGAGGGCUUAGUGCAGCACAGCAGAAGAAAAACGUCUCUGACGGGAGCGGCGACGUGUCAGAAUUCGUUUGUCCAGUUUGUCUCGAGAUUUUCGAGAGUCCCGUCACAACACAAUGCGGCCAUACGUUCUGCCAGAGUUGUUUGCAGGAGUGUUUGCGUCCACAGAAGCCUGUUUGUGCUGUAUGUAGGGCCGGGCUGGGCCACUGGACUAAAGCUGCCGAGCUUGAGGCCGUCAUCCAAUCAUCUGUGGCUGCUUGCAAAGGAUGUGGAAUGCAGGUUGGCCUUUCUCAGAUGAGAAGCCACACAGCUGCCUGCUCAAAAUACCAGGAAUACAUCGAGGAGGGAGUGAGGACCACUGCCCAGAGCCAGCCUGCCAUCAUCAGUCCAGUACCAAAUCGCUUCACCUUUACCUGCCCAUACUGCAACUGCCAGAACCUCGAUCAGGACGGCCUGGUUGAACAUUGUACUUCUCAGCAUGCUCGUGACGCACGACAAGUGGUUUGCCCCAUCUGUGCCUCAAUGCCUUGGGGAGACCCAAACUACAGGAGUGCUGACUUUUUCCAGCACCUGAAGAUCAGACACACAUUCUCCUAUGAUACCUUUGUUGAUUACUCCACAGACGAGCACACAAUGAUCCAGGAGGCUCUACAGCGCUCCCUUUUGGACAACUGAAGUGUGAAGAACAAUCCACCAGAGGACGAAUCCAGUGAAGUGAGGGGGAGAUGGUGAUGUGAAGUCUUCAGAAGACAGAACAACACACUGUAACAUCAUUCAUCUAUCAUGAGGAUGGUGGUACUGUAUUACUGUGGGUAAUCAGUUUCACAGGGACAUUGGUAUUGUUACUAUGGAUCUAUAGGUUAAUUAUUCAGAAAAUAAAUCACGCAAUAUGGUUAAAAAAAGCAUAUUGUACUGUCUGAUUUAGGAGUGAUAACGUGUUUCUGGUGUGAUAAACUCUUUAUCUUCCCCCCAGUUGAGUGUGUAGACCUGAUAGUUUGUUGAAUAUUUACUAUGUUUGUUCAAGCUGUUUGUUCAUUGAUGACAUGGUGUCAUAUAGCCAAAAACUUCCAAAGUUGUAAUUAAAUUUCCCUGUCGUCAAUACUUGAUGUUAUAAGAGGGUUCGACCACUAGGUGGCUAACUAUUGCCAGCAAAUGACAGACUUCACUCAGUGGGGUGGUCAAGUAAUGUUAACAAUAAUAUAUAAUAAUCUACUCAAGAGUGACUCUGCAUGUUUACUCUCAAAAGAGGAGGGGGAGGGGGGUUGUUUUUGAGUUUAUUAGCAGAAGGAAGCUCUGUCUUUUUUUAUGCUGUUUCUGGGUGUUUGUGCGAGAGAGAGUGUGUUCAUCCUGUUUUCAGAGAUCUACUGGAAAGAAUAAAUAAUAUGAGGGUUAAACAAAGCCAGAGGUUGGCGGUUUGCUUUAUUGUAAUGUUUCUCCCUUAUGUCUUUGUGCCUGCUGGUAGAUCUUGUUUCUGACUUCCAAAACUCUUAGGGCUAAUCAAAAGAUGCAAGUAGGAGACCAUCAGUGUGUCAUAAUCAGUCAGUUCUGUGAUUAUCAUUCAUGGUGAGAUUUUUUUGUUCUGUUUUGCAUGUGUAUGGCCAUAAGGGGGCAGUAGAGUUCCACCGUUCUGUGGCUCUCUGUGACAGCCACUGGCCCUCACCAGCCUCGUGGCUCCGUCGCAAGACAUAAUUCAACACAGAUUUCAUUCUAUAAAUGUGCUUUACUCAAUGUGUUGUUCUCCAGCUUAGUUUUUUUAUAUGCAGCAUAAAAAAUGUCACUGAUCUUUAGAGGUUUUAGUGGGGUUAUGUUAUAGUUUAAACUGAGUGACCAUAACUUUGCUUUUUGACAGUUCGUGACAUUAUUUAAGAUUUUUAAAUGUGACUUACUGUAGUGUGUUUUUCAUACCCCAGUGUCUUGGAUGCUUCAUCAUACACAAAAAGAAAAAAAUCCAGUUUGUUUUGCUGGCGUUCAUACUUCUUAACAUCACUGCCAACAGUUCUGGGGGGAAAAAAUCCACAGUUAUUAUUUGCUGACAGCAUGUGAAGUAACAAGACAUUUCAGUUUGACUAUGCUUGAUGUUUUUCAUUUUUAAGUCUUAAAAUGUGCAUUGUCUGUUAUUGUUUUCCAAUGACUUGUAAUUGUCACGAAUCAAACAUAUAUACAGUGGUGCAAGUCCUCACACACAGUUGCAUUUGUCUUCUACCAACAGGUAAAUAAAACUCAAUACACCCAGAUCAAGUAGCUCUAGAGCAGAACCUUAAUGCCUUUUUCACGUAGUCUUUGGUGCCACUUAGCCCUAUAGAUGUUCGUUUCUCCUCUCCAGUAAAAUGUGUAAUAAUUUUGUAUGUGUUUCUCAUGUACAAUGACCUUUUUUUUCCUUUCUCAAUAUAUCUCUCAUUCUCUUUUGUCAGCCCUACUGUUAGGGGGUGCUAAAUCCUGAUAAAUUAAAGCUCUUUAAUUAUUUAAACCCUG